CACACCCAUUUCCAAACACACAAAAUCAUAGUUUUACACAGUUUCUCUCACAGAGAGUGUCCAUUGACACCUGAUCUGAGGUCACUUUAAAGGACAAAGAGAAAACAUAUGAUUCAAGAAAGAACAACUGUAGAAGUUUAGAGAGAAGAGGUUUGAGUGGACUAUAUGAGCUCUGUUUUGUGUUUUCUCUGAGGAAAAAAAGGACAACAUGAAAGCCUUCCUCCUCCUCUUCCUCAGCGAGAUCUUGCUGCUGAGACAGACCUCCGCAACCACACAGAGAGUGCCAAGACAAAACAUGAGGGUGCGUAUCAGUGCUGCUGGAGACACCAUUGUAUUUAAGUUCAUUCAGCCCCAUGUGGACACCAGAUUGGAGGGAUAUAUCCUGGGCUAUGGCAGUAGCAUGUUCUCCAAACAAUUUAUUCAUCUACCUGAGGAUGGACAACCCUAUGAGACCGAGAUAGAUGCUGAGCCCAAAUAUCUGAUUGCGGUACAGUCAAAGAAACCUGAGGAGCCUAAGAAACAAUGCACAGGGAAAGUGGAUCUAGAGAAACCAUUACAUGUUGUGAUUGGCUCGGUGACACAGUCGUCGGUGCUGCUGUCCUGGGGGACACUACUGACCAGCCCCUUCAUGGAUUCCGUUGUGGAUGACUGUAUUGAUGAGGGACAGUUCACAGUGCGCUACAGAGAGAAAGAACCCAGCAAUACCUGGAACUACCAGACCUGUCCAUCCACCAGCACAGUCAUCGACAACCUCAAACCAGAUGCUCUGUAUGAGUUUGCGGUCCGAGCAGACACUGAAAACAACAGUGGAGCCUGGAGCCCACCAGUCAUCCAUAACACAGCUGAUCAAAUAAUAGAGCCAUUUAAGGAACUGAACCAGGCAAUACCUAAAGAGCCAGUCUUGGCAGGCCAACCAUCAUUCUUGCCUCCAGUGUCAGUCUUAAACAACAUUACCCAGACCAGAGCUCCAGCUCCUCUCCUCAAACACACUGGCCUUCCAAAGCAAUGGAAAACUUCAGUUUCAACAAUAGGGGCAGAAAAUACCACAACGACUCCUGAUGAUCAACCUGCCUUCACUGAGGCCCUUAGUUUCACUGACACACCGAUCAUCCUGCCCAUGCCAAAAACCACAAACACAGUUCAACCUCAAAACCCCACCAGUCAUCCUAGCACUACCCAACCAGAUCCUCACACAGAGCAACAUACUAGUUUAACCCCACAACAACUUAUGACAACUCAGCCACAACCUUCCACAACCCAACAACAAACCAGCACAACCCAACCACCACCCACUACAAACCAAAAAUAUACCACCAAAACACUUAAAGUUAAAGUUCAACCAUAUACAGCCAAACAGCUGCCGAAUACAGUCCAACAACAGUUUAGUGAAACAACAUCUUCCCCCAGUUCAUCUACAACCAAACCACCACUUCACCAAACCCAACAACACACCACAAGGACUGUCCAGGAACAUCCCUACCCAUCUAAAAAACAAGACACCAUAACUCAACACAGUCUCCAUACAAGAAAAAUUCAGCCAGGUACCAAGGUGCAUCGGUUGAGCACAACCCAGCGUUCACAAGGCACGUCCAAACACCAAACUACACACACUUAUGAUUUCUCAAAAUCCACUUCCCAUUACCAGUCCAGCACAAUCACACAUUCAACAACAUUCACACAGCCAAACAACAAACCAACAGCCACACAUUCUGAACAGCCAAACAACAAACCAACAGCCUCACUUUCUAAACAGCCAAACAACAAACCAACAGCCACACAUUCUGAACAGCCAAACAAAAAAACAACAGCCACACUUUUUGAACAGCCAAACAACAAACCAACAGCCACACUUUCUGAACAGCCAAACAACAAACCAACAGCCACACUUUCUGAACAGCCAAACAACAAACCAACAGCCUCACUUACUGAACAGCCAAACAAACCAACAGCCACACUUUCUGAACAGCCAAACAACAAACCAACAGCCUCACUUUCUGAACAGCCAAACAACAAACCAACAGCCUCACUUUCUGAACAGCCAAACAAACCAACAGCCACACUUUCUGAACAGCCAAACGACAAACCAACAGCCUCACUUUCUGAACAGCCAAACAAACCAACAGCCACACUUUCUGAACAGCCAAACGACAAACCAACAGCCACACUUUCUGAACAGCCAAACGACAAACCAACAGCCACACUUCCUGAACAGCCAAACAACAAACCAACAACAACACAGAAUUGGUUCACAAAUGUCAAUUCUCCAACAAACACAGCUUUGAAUUCACCCACAACUUUAGCAAACAUUCAGGAUGGAUUUGUGUCAUGGCAGACAACCAAUUUCAUUAAGCAACCAAUAUUUAGCACUAAACCAUCCAUCCUUGUAGAAGAUUCGACACCCCAUAUUCCCACAACUGAAGAUUUGCCUCUUACCGAGAACGUACAGGAACUGACUCCACAACCUAUAUAUCCACCCAUACGCUUUUGGUACCAGCCCCAACCCAGCACCACAACACAACAUUCCAGCACUACUAAACAGCAAGCUAACACUGCUAAAUACAACCCAAAAACAUAUUCCCAUGUUGAAAACCAACCACCUAACCCUGAAGAACAGUUGCCAGGUACCCAAAAACCCCUACUAAACCUGACACCUAAAACGGCUUUCAUCAAAUCCGAUGCUAUUCAUAACUCACCCGUGGUGGAGAAGGUAACAGUGAGGACGCGUCAACCAGGUCAACCAGAGGCUAGUUCCCAGCCAAAGGACGAACAGCUACUGUCACUGCCAACACUUACAAAUGAGGUGGCCAAUAGGAACAAGGGCAGAGGUAUCUUCCACAACUCUUCUUCUUUGUCCCGCCCAUUGGCACGAAAUGUUACACAGAGACUGAGGCCUCAUGGUCGCAUCCCUCUGAUUCCUCCUACAAAGUCUUUCAGGCCACCCUCUGUGUAUCGUAACUCAACUUUCAACAGGAAAAAGGUGCCUCAUGGUGAGCGCCAUAUAGGCCUUUGGGCGCCCAAAAUUCCCAGAAAGAAACCUGAUAAGACAAAGCUGAACCAGGUUUCAGAGACUAAGGAAAAGGAAAAGUUUAUUGAUCUGAAGCAGAUGGACCCAGUACCAGAUUGGAAACCUCUACCUCCACCCACUACUGAAAAAACAACCAAUCAAGAGUCUUCACAGACAACAACGCCACAAUCUGCUUUUGAAGGCAGUCGUUUUGACACCGGUGACAACUCCUCUGUAUUCAGUCCUCAUCCCCUAUCUGAGGUGGAUGCAACGGGGAAGAAACGUUUUGUAGCACCUCACGUGAUCUAUAGAACCGACAAACGUCCAGAGGAGCCCUGCUCUGUCACUCACUCUCUCAGCUUCUUUCCUGAUGAGGAGGUGGGAUACAUAAAUGUCACUGGCCCACCCAAGACCCCUCCAUCCAACCUUACUGUAGUCACAGUGGAGGGAUGCCCCUCCUUCGUCAUCCUUGACUGGGACAAAACAGACAAUGAGACCACAGAAUAUGAGGUAGUUUCCUCAACCAAGGGUCCACAUGGAGAAGAGGUGUCCAUCCAGACAACAAAUCAAACACAUACAGCAGUGGAGAACCUGAAACCAGAGAGCAGUUAUGAAUUCAAAGUUGUACCCAAGAACGAGCUGGGUUCAGGCCCAACCAGUGAUCCAGUCAGCUUCAGUACUGAGUCAGCUGAUCCUCGCGUAAGUGAGGUGCCCACUGGUAAAAAUGCCAUCUGGUCAUCGUUUCCGUUCAAAGCAGACUCAUACUCUGAGUGCAAUGGGCGGCAAUUCAUAAAGCGAACCUGGUACCGCAAGUUUGUGGGUAUCCAGUUGUGCAACUCUCUCAGAUACAAGAUCUACCUUAGCGACUCUCUUAAAGGGAAGUUCUACAGCAUAGGAGAUCAAACAGGGUAUGGGGAGGACCACUGCCAAUUUGUUGACUCAUUCCUGGAUGGACGAACUGGUGGUCCUCUGCCGCCAGACCAAUUACCACCCAGACAAGGCUUUUUCCGGGCCAUGCGUCAAGAACCUGUCAAGUUUGGGGAUAUUGGAGGAAAUUCCAUGAUCAACUACGUGGCCUGGUAUGAGUGCGGGAUACCCAUUCCUGGGAAGUGGUAGGACCUCGAGGAGCAGAUGGAAGACAUGACGGAUAAGAAAAAGUAGAUCCCAAGGAAGAACUAGUCUUUUUAUGUGAUGACUGUGUAUGGAGAAUGAUUUCUUUGGAGUAUGUAUCUCUGUUUUUCGGUUAUCGGGCACAUAUAGAAUUAUUUAUAAGCUCAAACAGUGCAGCAAAUGUACAGAGAGCAUAAAUGUUACCAUUGAGAUUAAAAAGUUAGCCCUAAACUUUUGAUAAUAAAGGGAAGCAGGCUCCCUUAAAGUCUAAAUGAAGGUGUAUAUUAUUUAUCAAAAUGUUGAAUAUUCCACAAAAAAAGACAGCAGUCACAUAUUUAAGUGAAUAUUUUUAAGGCUCAUGUUCUAUUCUUCCAUACAGUUUUUUGUUCGCUCGUCUAUUUAGUGGUGGGACUGUUUUGGGAUGAUGUAAUUCAUAAAGGUGGAUUUUUCUCUCAGUAAACAGUUCUUUUUUGGACCUUGCAAGUAAUGUGCAAAAUUUACUAGGUUUACUGGCUUUAUAUGGUCAUGGCAGGAGUUGAAGAAUUGGAUAUAUCUGUACAGUGUUUCAGUUACACUGGUCUCAUGUGAAUAGUCUCAUUAAGUCUUUUGGCUUUGCUUAUAAAAUACUGUGUAUUUUACCAUUUAUCUGGGUGCAAUGCUUUGCCCCAUAGACUUUCAGUGUAAGUGUACGUUUUUUUUUUUUUCUAUUAUUGUUAGUGAAACAUGCUGUUAAUAACAUACUGAAUGUACUGAACCCAGAACAUUCCUUUAACAGCUCAAGCACAAGUUAAACAAGGAAUUUAAGGAAUAGCCAUAUAAAGUAUCCAAGCCAUGCUGCUUUUCAAUUAAUUGUUGUAAUUAUACUGUGUUUGAAUGUCAGAAAUGCAAUAUCACUUUAACAAGGAAGUCUAUUGUUUUGUACAGAAGUUCAAUGACUCAUGAUUUCCACAGAAAGCUUUUAAAUGCCAGAUUUUAUGUAAAAAAUAUUUACAUUGAUUUUUAUGAGGUUUAUCUGCUUUACUAAUAAAAGCACAAGCAGUUUUUGUUUCUGAAUCUGAUAUAUAAAAAAAUAUGGCAUGUUUUAGUAUUGUUUUAUAUGCAAUCCUCAAAAAUCUGAAAAAGAAAGACCUAAAAAAGAAAGACCAUAAAUGAAUAAAGCUCCCAUCACUUCA
Ctenopharyngodon idella (grass carp) is the source of this 5286-nucleotide messenger RNA. It is a transcript of the gene abi3bpa, whose product is annotated as target of Nesh-SH3. The record is from RefSeq and is a predicted model, not a curated record. The transcript is spliced from 22 exons. Gene Ontology annotation, molecular function: protein binding. Lineage: Eukaryota; Metazoa; Chordata; Actinopteri; Cypriniformes; Xenocyprididae. The coding region runs from base 209 to 4120 and encodes 1303 amino acids. Gene Ontology annotation, biological process: extracellular matrix organization; positive regulation of cell-substrate adhesion.